This is a messenger RNA of Xylaria bambusicola, 1320 nucleotides long. RefSeq lists its product as uncharacterized. The record is from RefSeq and is a predicted model, not a curated record. NCBI's taxonomy places the organism in Eukaryota, Fungi, Ascomycota, Sordariomycetes, Xylariales, Xylariaceae. The transcript is spliced from 2 exons. Bases 129 to 1046 code for a protein of 305 amino acids.
GGGAUAUAAGCCCCCGCCGCUCGUUAAUGUGAUCUACCUCUUCUCUCAGUAGUUCGUCCCUUCCCCUUGAAAGCCUCCCAUUUAUUCGAUUCUCAGACGUUCUAUCAGCCAUCAGUUGACAUACACCAAUGCCAGCAAUGGAGCCGCUGCCACCACCAAAGCCCCUUCGGUGCGGUCUUCCGCGAGUGAAUCGUCAGCGAUCACCCUCUCCUGUAUCGGUCUUUGACGAGGAGUUGGACUCGCCGCGGCGUGACACCGAUUCUAUCUCGAUCAACUCAAUGGAGAGCUUGCCGGAUUUCAUGGGGCGCACGGCGGUCGACAUCAACAAUGAUCACGUCACGACUGUCUACGAGGCCUGGGAAUUGAGCCUCAUAAACGAUGGACAGGUUCGCCAUUCUUGGAAGUCAGUCUUCGGCAUCAAUGUUGGCACUAAAUGGAUCAGCCGGAACGAUGGGUGCAUCUUAAUGAACCCUCUUGUCUCUUUCGAGCAAGGGGAGUUGGCCGACAUGCACGAGGAUGCCAUUCGAGGCCACAAGAACAAGCGUGGGACUAGCCAAAAGGUGGCCUACGACCAAGACCUUGCAAACAGAGCGUACGACCUCCCAAGCGAGGUCUACGAUAGGCUACAGAGCUUGCUUGAGGAUAAGAUCCUCGCAACCAACAAGAACCCGUAUCGAAAGCGAGAAUGGCGUCUCAUCAUGCUGCAGCCCGGAGAGUUCCAAAUGACGGAUCUCUUACCGGAACGCAAGCGGAAGAGCAUCUUUUCACGGGAGAAGAAGCCACCGGUGACCCGCACGUGGUUCGUGAUACUUCGCGGCCGGGAGGUUAAAUCGACCAAAGAAGACGGUGGCUGGAAGACAUUUACAAGAUAUUCGAACCCAUGGUGGAAAUCCGACAAACGCGAGACGAAAGAGGCACGAGAGCAGCACAAACAGAUGAUAAAGAAGAUGGACAGGGCUCGUCCUCGCUAUUCUCGCUAUCCGCCGCCUCCGCCGCCACCAGCCAAUCCCUUCAUUCCUGCACCCCGACCACCGAUGGGUCUAUGAUCCAGUCUACCUACUGAGCUCUGCUGGCAGUCCGGGAUUUACUUGGAAGUUGGGCGAUAGAUUGGACACUCGAGAGGGGAGACCAAGGGCGAUGGCCACCUCGGACUCUGAUUUCUGGUAGCUUGUUGGUGGAUUAGGAGGCUGACUAUGAUUUGUUUCUCGGAGAUGUAUCGGUUAGGAAUGAUUGAUUUGAUGAUGUUCACGAUGACACGAUUGGGUUUCCUAUAUCUAAAUUUAGUUUUUUCUUCCCCUCGGUAGCAGAAUGUCACUACAC